AUGGCGCAGAUUUUGGGUUACACCGAAGUUGGACUGGAGCCAAAAGAUUUCAGUCGUGCUCCAUCUGUUGCUGCCAAAAAGUUACUCGAAAAAACCGGUCUUUCUGUUGAGCAGAUCUCAUUGUGGGAAGUGAACGAGGCGUUUGCUCUAACAGCAAUUGUAUUCAUGCGUGAUAUGGGUCUGCCCGAUGCUACUCGUAUAAAUAUCCGUGGAGGAGCCGUUGCACUGGGUCAUCCCAUUGGAGCAUCAGGCGCACGAAUUGUUGUUACGCUUCUGCAUGCACUUCAGCCGAACAGAAUUGGGAUUGCGACGAUUUGUAAUGGAGGGGGUGAAGCAACUGCUAUUGCAGUGAGACGUCUGCCAGACUGGGAUUGA
This is a messenger RNA of Gongylonema pulchrum, 375 nucleotides long. The record is from the annotation of a GenBank genome assembly. Lineage: Eukaryota; Metazoa; Nematoda; Chromadorea; Rhabditida; Gongylonematidae.